AUGACCUCACCGGGAUUAUAUGACCAAUAUCCAAUCACCACUCUUCCACGUAUCCCAGACAUCCCCCUCAACUCCAAAUUAAUAACUCCACCUCAAGGUAUUUCUAAUACUUCCACAAUUAUUGAUUUUGCUAUUUCAAAAUCAAGUAUUGCUAGUCAUGUCAUUAAACCUAGUCCAAGAUUAUUAUGGUCAUUCACAUUGUCACCAACUACUAUUGUUGAUUGUAUGGAUGUGAAAAAGAUUGAUAAUGAACAGAAGAAAUUGUAUGUUGUAGGUAAAACUGACAGAGGAUCCAAAUUUAAAUUAUUAAUGAUUGAGACUGAUCAGGAUAUUAAUACUGUUGGAGACGUUGAGCUUGAAUUGAAGGAAAGAGUUGUUGGUGUUAAGUUCUAUAAUGAGGAUUUGAUUGUGGUGGUGUAUGAAUCUGGUAGUAUUGAGUAUGUGAAGUAUGGUUUUCAGAGUUUAGAAUUUGCGGAAGUUAAGUAUGUUGUUGAUGAUGGGAGAAAAGUCAUUUAUAGUCAUUUCGUGGAAGAUUUACAUGAAAAGUUUGUUGUUACUGUUGGGAAAUCUUCAAAUGGUUUGAAAUAUUCUUUGGUUUCAAUUGCAUCAUCUCAAAUAUUAGAAGUAAACUCAUUUGUUAAGGAUUCCAUUCCAGAAGAUAUCACUUUUAGUUAUAUUUCAGGAGUAUUAUAUCAAUACUGUGAUUCACAGAUUAUUGCAACCUCAAUUGUCAAUUUCCAAAGCGUUUCCACAACAAAUGUUGCCUCUUUAAUUUCUGACAAGUCAUUGGUUUCAAUUGAAGCAGUUGCACCAGAUAGAAUCUUAUUAGGAUCAGGUAACAAGAUCCAUUUAAUCAAUAUCAAAUAUUCAGCAUUAUUAUCAACUCUUGAAUCUUCGCCAAAUGCAAAUGUUCCAGAUAAAGUAUAUCUUGAUAAUGUUGUAACUGUGAAAGGAAAUUCUCAAAAUACAAUGCAAUCAAAAGCCAUUUAUUUGAAUUUAAGGAAUAAGAAUAAUAAUGUUUAUGUAAACAUUAUUGAUUUGAAUGUUGGAUUGAAUAAAUUGGUUGAAUGUUUAGGUAAGAGUAUUAGUCAACCUUCUCAUGAAUUGACUGAUAUUGUUGAAUUAUACAAUAUAGAUGAGGCUGCCAAUGUUGCAACCCAAGAAAUCCAAGAAGUCUAUCAAGAGUUAAAACCAGCUCAAGAAUCUCAAGAUUUGAAUAAAUGGGAAUCUAUUUUGAUUCCAUAUUUAAAGAAUAAAAAGCCAUGGACAGCGAUUAAGAAAGCUUCUAUGAAAUCUAAACCAACUAGUAAAGUAUAUCAAUUUAAAGAAUUUGAUGUUGAUAAUGAUAGGAUUAUUGAUAUAAAUUUCAUAAGUUCAGUACUUGAUUUAAUCUUCACUAUUGAAGCCAAUGAUAAGCUUAAAUUUAGAAAUGAAUCAUUUAUUCCUGAAUAUACUUUAAUGUAUUUAUUCACUAAUCCAAUCUAUCCAAUUAAAUUCACUUUUGGAUUAUUAGAACUUUUAUAUAAGAUUGAAAACUUGACAUUAUUAAGACAAGCAAUUUCUACAUGUCCAAAUAUCCCUUGUGGAGAUUAUUUAAAUCAAUUGAUUAUAAAUGAAGAUGAAGAUUUAUUACAUGAUUUAAUUAAUCGUAUAAUUCAAGAAUUCUCAAGAAUUGAAAUCAUUGAUAAUUUUAAACAAAUUGUUCAAAUCAUGGAUGUCAAUUUAAUUGAAUUGAUUAAUAAAUUGAUUAAAUUGAAUGGAACCACUGCUUGGUUAUUGAUUGAAAUGGUUAUUGAUAUUGCUGGGUUGUUUAAUUGGUCAGGUGAGAAUAUUGAUGAUUUGAAUGAAAUCAUUACUAAGAAGAUUAAUUCAUUAAUGAUUAAUAGUUAUAAUUUAACUUUAAUUAAUCAAGUAUUAAGUAAUUCUACUAUACAAAAGAAGAAGAAUAAGAAACAGAAUCAACUUCAGGAAUUAUCCAUACAACAAACUCAAUUGGAUUCUAUGUUAUUGAAUAAACCACAGCAACAAGUAAUUCAAGAUGAUGAUGAUGAUUUGGGAAUUGAAAUUAGUCAAAGAAUUCCAAAUUAUUCAAUUGAGAAAUUAACUUUAUAA
Hemisphaericaspora subhashii is the source of this 2112-nucleotide messenger RNA. RefSeq names its product Utp8p (gene UTP8). Lineage: Eukaryota; Fungi; Ascomycota; Pichiomycetes; Serinales; Debaryomycetaceae. The record is from RefSeq and is a predicted model, not a curated record. The coding region runs from base 1 to 2112 and encodes 703 amino acids. The transcript has a single exon.